GUCAUAACAAUGCCUACCCUCAAUGGUCGUCCUUAUCACCUUACAAUGGCUACUAUUUCAUCUUUUUACAAUGAGCCUUCCUAUCAACGUGCUACAUCUCCUCCGCCACCACAACCAGAAGAACAAGAAAGAAUGACUCUACAGAUGGCAAGAGAACGUGCAGCAGCAACAGCAGCAGUAACAACAUUCACAACAUCAACAAACACAUCAAAUAUACGGUCUGGUAGUAUUCGACAAAUACCAAGAAUCCCUAGACUUCGACGACCUCUUGUCGCCACAGAAGCAACUGAAGAAGACGAACAAGAUAAUGAAAGAGUAUCUAUUCCUUAUCUACAACAUAUGAGUAUCAGUUCUGCCAUCACCACUACAGCUGCCGCCCAACAACGACGACGACGACAACGUUUACCUUCAUCACCACCACAUGAACAUUGUUUAGAUCCUGUCGAUCUAAGUGCCUUAUUUGGCAAUACCUGCGACUAUUCAUCCUUGACGAAACAGCAUGAAAAUAGUUAUGAUUAUCUGGAUUUUCGAUUGAAGCUACCAAAGAUCCAUCCAACAGCAUCACCAUUUAGUGUGGAAAACUUUAUCUCAUAUCAUCAUGGUGCUGUUUAUAGAAUUUUUGAUAGUCAAAAUACGGUUGAUAUGGCACUAGAAUAUGUCGGACACAAGCAUUGUUGUGUUGUAUCACAGAUCAUCCUUCGAUCACCUCAAACAGGCUACUCUCCGCCUUGUCGUGAUGGUAUGGUCUUGAUUUCCCAUCAUCCAUUUAACGAACAAGAUACGAGACGAUUAGAUCACUUUACUAAGGCUGAUUAUGAAAGAUACCAAGAAACAAAUACCGAUGAAUUGUAUGAUGGGUCAUAUGGUGGUGAUGAUGAUCAAAUAGCUGCCUGGUUCCGGAUUACAGAUGAUCAGCCUGUUAUCGUCAAUUUAGGAGAAAGAUCUGGACGAUACAUUUUAAUCAAAUUCUUCCCUGCAGAACAUGAAUCCGCAAGUCUCGAUUUACAAUAUAUUGCUUUUCUUGGUUAUGUAGGUUCCCGCUCUUUUGCCAAGGGUCAAUUGUGUUGAUGAAGCAAUCCUCUCUCUCUUUUCA
This is a messenger RNA of Halteromyces radiatus, 1093 nucleotides long. RefSeq lists its product as uncharacterized. The coding region runs from base 10 to 1068 and encodes 352 amino acids. NCBI's taxonomy places the organism in Eukaryota, Fungi, Mucoromycota, Mucoromycetes, Mucorales, Cunninghamellaceae. The transcript has 7 exons. The record is from RefSeq and is a predicted model, not a curated record.